Lichtheimia ornata is the source of this 610-nucleotide messenger RNA. RefSeq lists its product as uncharacterized. The record is from RefSeq and is a predicted model, not a curated record. NCBI's taxonomy places the organism in Eukaryota, Fungi, Mucoromycota, Mucoromycetes, Mucorales, Lichtheimiaceae. The transcript has 3 exons. The annotation marks the transcript as partial.
AUGGUGAUUUACCUUUUCAUGGCGCGUACACGUAUGACCCAGCUGGAUAUGAUGACUGGCUUGAACGCUCGGACAUUGCGUACCAUUGUACAAGGCCUCUACUAUGUCAUGGAGCAAGAUCUAACUAUGGAUGACGUAAAAGUUGGUGGAAAGGAUCCCGAGACCAAUGAACGAAUUAUCGUGGAGAUCGAUGAAAGCAAGUUUGGGAAACGCAAGGAUAACCGUGGUCAUCCCGUUGAUGGCGUUUGGGUCGUAGGCGGUGUUGAACGCACACCGGAACGCAAGGCAUUCAUGAUGGUGGUUCAAGAUCGUAGUGCUCACACAUUGCAGGAGAUUGCCAAGCGAUUCGUGUUGAAAGACUCUCACAUCAACACCGAUUGCUGGUCAGGAUACAAUCGUCUUGAUGAAAUACCUGAUAUGAAUUAUGUUCAUUUUCCUGUUAACCAUUCGGAAAACUUUGUUGAUCCAGUGCAUGGUACUCAUACAAACACGAUUGAAGGUACUUGGAAUGGUAUCAAGCAAAAUGUCACGGCGCGACAUCGCACAAAGAAGAUGAUGCCUUGGAAACUGGUCGAAUUCAUUUGGAGGCGCAAGCACGAUGACGACUGGU